CUGCGUCCUAAAUCGCAGCAGAUCCCACAGCCUCGCUAAAAAUGCUAGCCAUAGCAAUCUCCGCCGGACUCUGCACCAAGACCAAGGAGGCGAUAGCAUCAUCUUUCUGGGACACGCCUGCUUCUGAGAUAACGCCAUCCCUUGACUAUUACUUUAAAUACUACGUCAAGCAAUGCGAGCUGAUAGCGCUGCACGAGGGCGGAAGCCACACCUCGCUGGUAGAGCAAAAAGACAUCACGGAAAUCGUUGCAUUGCUGAGGGCACACCACACUCGUGACGAUAUACGGAAAAAGAUAGCGCGUUUGACCAGCGUCUCUACUUCAAAUGGGACGCAGGACUAUUCGAUCGACCUGGCUGCCAGAUUGUUGUUGAUGAUCGAGGUCGGCAAUCUGCCAUGGGCAUACUCGGGAUUCAGACAACUGGAAUGGGACAAGGGCAGUCUGAGGGACUUUAUCACCCAAUAUUUCGAGGAGACACCGGUAUUGGGCCACGACAACAUCAAACUCGAAAAAAUCUUCAAUGCUAGAAGGCUGGGGACAAUCGCAGGCAUGGAAAUCAUCUGGACUUCCAAUCUGGCGGAUCACCUUCGCCUGAUGAAAGACGACAAGGCUGUGGCAGUUUUCCACCAUGCUUCAUUCUUGAAAAGACAGCAGCAGGACAACUCUCUCCUUCCUCAGAAGCUAGUCGACGAGACAUUAGCUACAAUAGCCCUUCUAUUCCCCAAAUGGGAUGUUGACACUCGGUCAUGGUAUAAACAAGAGGCUUCCCUCCGAGGGCUCGACCCUUACCUAAUCGAGAUCGGCCAUCUGGGAGCCGAUAAAAGACGGUUCGAAGGUUUCCACUACUGGCACGACCGCUUGGUGGUGCUGAAGCAGGUCUUUGACGAGUCCAGACCGAGGACUUUGCAGCAGUGGUGGAAUGAUCGAAGGAAUGGGGUUCAGUGGUACACCUUCUGGGUUGCGUUUCUUGUCCUAUUGUUGACCAUUUUCUUUGGCUUGGUUCAAUCUAUCGAGGGGGCGUUGCAAGUGUACAAGGCAUUUCAUCCAUAGCUCCAUCAUGUUCUCAUGUAUCAGAUUCCCCCGGUUCCCCGCGCGACCUGAGCCUCUCGACGCAACAGCAGGGCAACUGUUGG
This is a messenger RNA of Phialemonium atrogriseum, 1132 nucleotides long. RefSeq lists its product as uncharacterized. Gene Ontology annotation, molecular function: protein binding. The transcript is spliced from 2 exons. The record is from RefSeq and is a predicted model, not a curated record. Lineage: Eukaryota; Fungi; Ascomycota; Sordariomycetes; Cephalothecales; Cephalothecaceae. Bases 42 to 1049 code for a protein of 335 amino acids.